This is a messenger RNA of Adineta steineri, 534 nucleotides long. The record is from the annotation of a GenBank genome assembly. Lineage: Eukaryota; Metazoa; Rotifera; Eurotatoria; Adinetida; Adinetidae.
AUGUCUGAGUCAACGUUAAACAAAAGACUCUAUACUGAUCUUAACAGAUUAAAAUUAUGUAAUAAAGCCGAUGCAGAAGUUCGAUUUCUAUGUGAGAAAACACCAUUCGACAAUGAUGAUGAUGAUGAUGAUGAUAAUAUGUCGGGUGAUGCUGCAAAAGCAACUGAAUAUUCAGUUAUUGGACAAAUAUUUCCAAAUUCAGAAAUAUAUAAAAUAGCUGCGUAUCGAAUUGAAAUGAAAUUACCCAAAACUUUUCCACUUGUGCCACCUCAAGUUCGUUUUCUUACUCCUAUUUAUCAUCCUAAUAUUGAAGAAAAAGGAGAUUUCUGUAAUGAUUUAUUAGUGAAAACUGCCAAAUGGUUACCCACAACCUCGUUAAUAGAUAUUGUGAAAAUCGUUGUGAAACAUGUCGAUGAACCUGAUGCAGAUAAUCCAGUUCGAGCUGCAUUAGGUGUUGAAUAUAAAACUAAUCGACCUGAAUUCGAUCGUCAUGCAUUAGAAUAUGUUAAAAAACAUGGCUUAUCAAGAUCAUAG